Molecule: messenger RNA, 2129 nt
Organism: Magallana angulata
Lineage: Eukaryota; Metazoa; Mollusca; Bivalvia; Ostreida; Ostreidae
Exons: 2
Coding region: 82-1812 (576 amino acids)
Biological process (GO): positive regulation of DNA-templated transcription
Cellular component (GO): chromatin; nucleoplasm
Molecular function (GO): ubiquitin-protein transferase activity; zinc ion binding; protein binding
Source: RefSeq, a predicted model, not a curated record
UUCUCUCAUUCUAAUCUAAUAGGGCGUGAUUCACGCGGUAAUGGCUGGUGUAACUUACAAAACGUCACAUUGAUACACACGAUGGCAUUAUCUGAAUCCCAAAUACCACCUGACGCCCAGCAUUAUUUGGUGUGUGGCACUGAAGACUGUGAGAAGAACUGUCAGUUUUACUGCAAUGACUGUCACCAACAAAUGUGUAAACAAUGCAGAGAUGAACAUCAGAAGAAUAAGAAAACCAAAAACCACGAAGUAGUCCCUUAUAAACAACGCAAACGACCGCUUCCUCUGGAGAAAUGUAAAAUCCAUCCCACAAGAAACAUAGAACUUCUCUGUGAGGAAUGCCAGAUUCCCAUUUGUUCUAAAUGCACGGGUACAAAAGAACAUCGCGGCCAUGCGUUUACUGAUCUAGAAUUGGUCUUUGCUGGAAAAUGUUCACACUGUCACAUAGAAAUUACCAAAAUUCGAAGCUAUUUUGAGCCUACUUCUCAAGAUUUGAAAAAGGAAAUUGCUAGAGAUGUCACAGAAAUAAAGAAGAGCAUGGAGGGUGUAAGAACAUCCAUGAAGACUGAAGCUGAGUCUGUGAAAAAGCUGGUAGAAACAAUUACAUCAGAUAAAAUAGAACAAGUCAACAAAAUAGAACAGUCAUUAUUAGAAACAUUAAACGGUCAAAAUAAAAAAAUAGAUGAUUACAUCAAUUAUCUAAAUGAUUUAAUCAAGACGUUUUAUGGUUACCUAUCUCCCUCAAACAUAGAACAAUUAACAUUUGCCCUCAAAUCAGAAAACUUGGUCAUUAGACCCAUACCAGAGACAUCCAAACCAGUCCCACCCAUAUUUACUGCUGGUCCAUAUAGCAAAGACGAUGUCGCAAAACUACUGGGUAGAAUAACUUUCCCCAACACUAAACCAGAGAACAGGGAAAUAAAGCCCAUGGAGACUGCCUUUACACAGUUGAAACCUACAGGGAAACAGAGGAAACAAGACAGAGAGAAAUCUGACGUGAAACAAACACUGUCUCUGUCUUCCUCUGUCACCAAGGUCAGGGAGUACACAGUACCAGGUGUUGAUUGUGUAUAUCAUAUAUCACUGGGUAAAUCAGGCAGAUUCUGGUUCAGUGAUUAUGAUGGUAACCUUGUCCAAACAGAUCUACAGGGGAAUCAACUACAAAAGAUACAAACCAGUGGUGAAUUAGAAGGCUACCACACAGUCACACAGGACGGGGAUCUGAUCUAUACAGACAAAGUCAACACAGUCAUCAAUAGGAUAACACCGGAUAAUACAAUCACUGAAUUCAUAAAAACAGGAGACUGGCAACCACUCAGUAUAUACUCCUCCAAAAUCAACGGGGACCUACUGGUGGGGAUGAGGAAGAAUGGAGAGGGUAAAGUCACCAGGUACAACAAGACAGGGACAGAGAUACAGAACAUACAGAUAAACAACAAAGGACAGGAACUGUAUGAGCUACCGCACUACAUCACAGAAAACAUCAAUGGUGAUGUCUGUGUAUCAGACUAUAGACAAGAAGCUGUAGAGGUGGUGGAUAAAUCAGGACAACACAGGUUCUCCUACACAGGUCAGGAGUCAUGGUUUAGACCCUAUGGAAUAUGUACUGAUGUACUCGGUCACAUUCUGGUGUGUGAUGAAACCAGUGACACAAUUCAUCUUCUGGACCAGAACGGUCAGUUCUUGUAUCUACUACUAACAUCACAACAAGGGGUAGAGUAUCCCUGUAGUGUGUGUGUGGAUGAUGAGAACAAUCUCUGGGUGGGACAAGAUGACACCAACACAGUGACAGUGUACAAGUAUCUACAGUGAACAUUAUAUGUCCAUACAAUAAUUACAUGUACAUGUACAUGUGUACGUACUUUUUGUAUGUUGUGAGACAAUGUAACAACAACACUGUGAUAAAGAUAGUGUAUAAUUACAGGUAUCUACUGUGUACAUUAAAGUACAUAUUAUGCAUGUAUUAUACAUAUCAUUCAAGACAUAUAUAACCCUCUGUAUGUUUAUUUGUUAUAUUUCUUAUUAGAUUAAUGUCAUUGCAGAAGAGGUGAAUAUUAAAUAUACAUUUAUUAACAAUAUUUGUUUUCAAAGUUAUUAGAAACUGCUAGCUUAAAUCUUGUCAAUACCUA